CGUCCUUCCGCCGCUCGCUUCCUCUACCGGCACUCUUGAUCCUGCAUACUCAAACGCGGCACUCUCUCCGUCAUCAUCAUGGGUCUCCUCCGGUCCCUUGUUUCCGUCGUCGCGGCGACCGCGGCCGUCACCGCCAACCCCAUUGAGCGUCGUGCCUCCAUCGAUUCAGACAAGGUCGUGGGCUUCCCCCAGACUGUUCCCUCUGGCACGACGGGAAACGUUUAUCUGGCAUACAAGCCCUUCCUUAAGGUCGUCAACGGCUGUGUCCCAUUCCCAGCUGUGGACGCUGCCGGAAACACGGGUGCCGGACUCAAACCGACCGGUGCACCAGACGGUGAAUGCUCAAGCAGCACAGGCCAGGUCUACGUACGCGGAGCCACAUACGAUGGCCGCUACGCACUCAUGUACUCAUGGUACAUGCCCAAGGACUCUCCCUCCACCGGCUUGGGACACCGCCAUGACUGGGAGGGCGUAAUCGUCUGGCUCAACUCGGCGACGUCCACGGCCGCGAACAACAUCGUGGCCGUGUGCCCUUCGGCCCACGGAGACUGGAACUGCGCUACGAGCGGGUACACUCUGUCGGGCACCAAGCCCCUGAUCGAGUACAAGAGCGACUGGCCCAUUAACCACUCGAUGGGCCUCACUUCAACGGUUGGAGGCACCCAGCCACUGGUUGCCUGGGAGAGUCUCACGAGUGCGGCCAGGGACGCACUUCAGACGACAGACUUUGGUGACGCGAACGUGCCGUUCAAGGACGCCAACUUCAACAACAACUUGGCUGCCGCUACUUUCUAA
Molecule: messenger RNA, 795 nt
Organism: Diaporthe batatas
Lineage: Eukaryota; Fungi; Ascomycota; Sordariomycetes; Diaporthales; Diaporthaceae
Exons: 3
Coding region: 79-795 (238 amino acids)
Source: RefSeq, a predicted model, not a curated record